AUGGGGCGCUCCAGUAAAGGAUCGUUUCAUUCGAACCCUGAGCCAGUGUCCUUUCAGCUGGGGCUGGGGCGGCCUGCGGGCCCUCACCGGCCCCGGGCGCGGCGCGGGUCACCGGAGCGUCCGCAGCGACUGCCGCGGGCUCGGUUGCUACGGGCGGGGCACCUGCCCGGAGUAGUCAUGGCGGCCGGGGAGGUUUCCUUUGGCCCACGCUCAAGAUGGUGGCCCGCAGCCUCGCCCAAUGGCGGCGCGCUCGCCUGUCUUCUCGCCCACCGAUUGGCUGCCAGUAUGCAAGAUGGCGGCGCGGGAACUUCCCGCCCCGGCGGAACGGCGGUCCAAGAUGGUCGGAACCGGCCGUCGCCGCCCGCAGCCAAGAUGGCGGCGUACGAGAAGCGGCGGGCGGCUGCCGCCCCGGCCCCGACCCCAGCCCCGGCGGCUGGCAGCGGGCUGGCGGAGCCGGCUCGGGCGGCGGUGGCGGCCGACGGGCUGGGGAACGAGGCGGAGUUCCUGCUGCGGGCCGGGGUCACCGCCAUGGUGCGGGAGGCGCUGCUGAAGGUGCUGGAGGCGCGGCCCGAAGAGCCCGUCUCCUUCUUGGCCGACUACUUCGAGCGUCUGGUGCUGGGCAGCCCCGGCGCGGCGGGCGAGGCCGCCGCGGAGCUCCCAGGGCCGCCGCAGCGCCUGGCCCGGGCGCUGUGGUACGUGCGCCUGGCUCACCACUCCCACAGGACGGCCUUCGACAGCAACGCCGGCGCGGCCUACGAGGUGUUGGGCGCCGGUGGCCGGCGGCGGAAGGCAGGCGUGGACGGGCGGCUGUACAGCGAGCUGCUGCGGCGCAUCUGUCAGCACGGGGGAGCGCCCGCGGAGGCGGCAGCGGCGCUGCUGGGCCGGGUCCGCUGCCGUGACCAUGAGGCCGUACCUUUCGACGUCUUCCGCUACGGCGUCCUCACCUGCUUCGUGCUGCUGGAGUUCGCGGCCAAGGCGGACGCGCUCUUUGGCAUCCUGGAUGGCGGCUCCGGCACCGCCGAUGGCAGGGUUUGCCAGGCCGUGCUGCGGGCGCUGGAGGACGCGUUGGGCACUGGCCACUUCUCUCUCCCCAGCCGCUACCUGGAGGCCGGCUCCAAGCUGGGGCCGGACGGUCUGGCCCUGGCCAUGGACCGGGCACUGCAGGAGAGGAAGCUCGGCAGCUCCAUGAGCAGGGAGGAGUUCCUGAAGAAAGCCACUGCCUUGUUCGUGGCAAAAGUGAAGCCCGUCGAGUAACGCCCGGGUGGGAGCGAUGCUGCCUGCGUCUGCUUCGAACCCCUCAAGCGCUCGGCACAGAGCCGCUUACACGAAGGGCUCUGGACCCCGGUGCUGCGCUGGAUGGUGAGCGCCGGGGGCUGCUCGGGCACUGUUUGGAGAGCCCGGGUCUGCCCAACGGGAAAUUCCUGACUUCCCUGCUCCCUUCCCUGUGCCCGCCCACCUCCAGCACUGGACAUGUCCCUGCCCGCCGUGCCUCUCCCAGCUACGGCUCCUCUGACCCAGCUGGCAUUAGUAAAUCCUUUUUAGGCAUUACCUGGGGACUUGCAAGGAGGCCUGUAAGCUGUAGGGCAGCGUUAGUCAUUAAAAACAAGCCAGAAUGGAGUAAAUGUGGGGAUGGACCUCCCAAGAUCCUGUAGUUUUGUCCUAGCCCUGGCAAUGUCAUGACUUGCAGCUUCAGCGGGGAACUUUAUUUCUGCUUUUGGGUUUGUUUCACACCGACCCAUGAAGUGGGGGGCAAUGCUUACGUACCUAUGACUGCGAGGAUUCACAGGUACAUACGGGGCAGAUCCAAAGCAUGAGAUAAAGCAUUAUUUUAUUAAGCAAAAUGUUUUAAAUGCACAGCAGAUGAGACACGGCCGGCCGGGAAGCAAACCUUGCUGGUAAGGGCUGCGAGCCUGAGGGGGUUCUGCCUCUGCCGGCAGCGGAGCUGUGAGGUGAUGAGCUGUCCCUGCUGCCUCCUUGCUCGGCGUUUGCCCAACCACCGCUGGGGCCCGGAUGCUGAAGAGCAAAGCUUGUACCCGAGCGAUGACUUCCCAAGCGAAGCUGCAGAAUGCUACAGAUUUGAUAACGAUUUGGGACAUGGUGCGCAGGGUCAAGACAAGACAAACCCCUUCCCUGAGGUCAUAGUUUGCUUUUGAACAGAGAUGCCUGUUGAACCAUGUGUUAUUUAUUUGAAGUUGUCUGUGUUAAUUAUUUAUACUGUGCGAUUAUUGUUUUACUGUAAGACAUUAAAGCUUUUUAUUAUUU
Messenger RNA from Grus americana (Whooping crane), 2262 nucleotides. It is a transcript of the gene TPGS1, whose product is annotated as tubulin polyglutamylase complex subunit 1. Lineage: Eukaryota; Metazoa; Chordata; Aves; Gruiformes; Gruidae. The transcript is spliced from 2 exons. The record is from RefSeq and is a predicted model, not a curated record. The coding region runs from base 1 to 1254 and encodes 417 amino acids. Gene Ontology annotation, molecular function: microtubule binding. Gene Ontology annotation, biological process: protein polyglutamylation.